Peromyscus leucopus (white-footed mouse) is the source of this 4501-nucleotide messenger RNA. It is a transcript of the gene Zscan18, whose product is annotated as zinc finger and SCAN domain containing 18. Lineage: Eukaryota; Metazoa; Chordata; Mammalia; Rodentia; Cricetidae. Bases 653 to 3343 code for a protein of 896 amino acids. The transcript is spliced from 6 exons. The record is from RefSeq and is a predicted model, not a curated record.
CUGCAAGAGCAACAAGUGCUCUUAACUACUGAGCCAUCUCCCCAGCUCUGAGUUUUAAUUGUUUUCAUGGGAAGAACAAUGCUGUACCUAGACCUUUUUGUUUUGGAGAACUAAAGUCCUAAUAAUACAUACUUAGAUGUUAAACUGACAUUGUAUUUUGGGGAUAAAUCCAGUCUGUUGUGAUGUGACCUACAUCAUAUAUACAAUAUACUUAAUAAGAAUGAAUUUACUGAUAUUGUAUGGUAUCUUCAUCUAGGUUUAUAAUUGAAAAUUGUCCUGAAAAUUUUCAUAUUCAUGAUAAAAAAAUCCUAUUAUUAUCAUCUUAUAUAAAGUUGCCCUUCCUUAUUCUUACUUUAAUUUUUAUCUGUAUAAGUAAAAAGCUGGAAUUCCACUGACAGUAGUGAGCAGAUUGCUUAGAAAUAAUUCUGUAUGAGACCUGGGUACAUGGUUGUGCUCAGACACCUUCCUUCAUUCUCCUUUGCCUGAGUGUGCCAUGGCUGAGGUCUCACUAUGUGGGCAUUUGUUUUGUUGAUAUCCCCUGUCUUUCCUCAGGUCCUGGUAUUGCUGACCUCUCCUGGAUACCUCGUUAUCCUUGCUCUCUUUGCUGAGUUCUUGGCUAGAUAUAGUUGCAUUUCUGUGGAGGCCUGGGAAGAUGCUGCCUUUGGAGAGGGCACUAGCCUCCCCCAGAAGCUCCCUACCCCACCCAGAACCACCUACUUUGCAGUCAGAAGAUAGAUCCCAACAGGAAGAGCCCAGCCAGCAGGAAGAACCCAACGAGAGGGAAGUACUCAUUAAGCAACAAGAACCAAGCCAGCAGGAGGAACCCAGGAGGCAGGAUGAACCCAUCCAGGAAGAAGAACCCAUUCAGCUGCUGGAAUCUAGUCAGAGGGAUGAGCCCAACCAGGGAGAGGAAUCCAGUGAGCAGGAUAAUCCUCCCAACCAGAGGGAAGAACUCAGUGAGCAGCAAGAAUCCAGUCAGCGGGAUGAGCUUAGUCAGGAGGAAGAACCUGGCCAGAAGGAUGUACCCAUGCAGCAGGAAGAACCUAUGCAGCAGGAUGAGCCUCACCAGUGGGAAGAACCCAUGCAGCAAGAUGAACCCAUCCAGCAAGAUGAACCCAUGCAGCAGGAGGAGCCCAUGCAGCAGGAAGAGCCCAUGCAGCAGGAAGAGCCCAUUCAGAACAAACCCAUCCAACAGGAAGAACUCAUCUACCAGGAGUCAGUUCAGCAGGAUAAGCCCACCCAACAGGAAAAACUCAUCCAGCAGGGGGAACUUCUUCAACAGGAAGAACUCAUUCAGCAGGAGGAACUCAUCCAACAGGAAGAACUUAUCCAGCAAGAGCCAAUUCAGCAGGAUAAGCCUACCCAACAGGAAGAACUGAACCAGCAGGAGGGAUCCGUUCAGCAGGAUAAGUCCAUCCAACAGAAAGAACUCAUCCACCAGGAGGAGCCCAUCCAACAGGAUGCUUCCAUCCAACAGGAAUUCAUCCACCAGGAGGAGCCCAUCCAACAGGGUGCUUCCAUCCAACAGGAACUUAUCCACCAGGAGGAGCCCAUCCAACAGGAUGUUUCCAUCCAACAGGAUGCUUCCAUCCAACAGGAACUUAACCAGCAGGAGGAGCCCAUUCAGCAGGAACUGAUCCAGCAGGAGUCUAUUCAGCAGGAGGAGCCCAUUCAGCAUGAUGCUUCCAUCCAACAGGAACUCAUCCAGCAGGAGGAACCCAUUCAGCAGGAACUGAUCCAGCAAGAGUCUAUUCAGCAGGAUAAGUCCAUCCAAAAGGAAGAAUUCAUUCAGCAGGAGGAGCCCAUUCAGCAUGAUGCUUCCAUCCAACAGGAACUCAUCCAGCUGGAGGAGCCCAUUCAGCAGGAACUGAUCCAGCAAGAGUCUAUUCAGCAGGAUAAGUCCAUCCAAAUGGAAGAAUUCAUUCAGCAAGAGAAGCCCAUCCAGCAGGUAGGGCCCAGCAAACAGGAGGAACCCAGCCAACAGGAAGAACCUAGCCAACAGGAAGAACCCAGCCAACAGGAAGAACCUAGUCAGCAGGAAGAAUCCAGCCAACAGGAAGAGCCUAGCCAAAAGGCCAGCAAACAGAAGGAAAUAGAAACCAUCACUGAGAGAUCUGCUGCUGAUCUUGAGUUUUCCCGCUUGCGCUUUCGGGAGUUUGUCUACCAGGAGGCAGCUGGGCCUCACCAGACUCUGGCCAGACUUCAUGAGCUAUGCCGCCAGUGGCUGCGGCCCGAGGCCUGCUCCAAAGAGCAGAUCCUGGAGCUGCUGGUUCUGGAGCAGUUCCUGGGCAUCUUGCCAGACAGGGUUCGUCCCUGGGUGGUAGCCCAGUAUCCUGAGAACUGCAAGAAGGCUGCCUCCCUGGUGGAGGGUCUCUCUGACAUCCUGGAGGAGCCAGGAAUGAUGUUGUGUUCUCCGGGUGGGUCAUCAUCUUCAUUCAGUGAGGGAGACUGUGAGAGGUGUCCUGAGCCCUUGCUGUUACCACGUGGGUUGUUGAGUCCCAGCAGAAACCUAAGACCUAGGGACAUCCUUGUACGCCGUGAUACUUCCCCCCUUCUUCCAGCCUGGCCUACUCUGGAAUCGGUGCAUACAGAGGGAGAAAAGAAUGAAGAAGCCAACCCUGCCACAGCUGAGACAAAGGAGCUUCUACAGUCAGAAUGGGACCACCUGGACCCCAGAGAGGAUAACCUGACGAGUUACAGCAAGCUUCUCCUGUGGGGGUGUCAGUUUUUCCAGGCUGGUCCAUCCUCCACGCUGGAGACAGAGGAACCAGAGGAACCUUGUGCGGUGGAAGAACUGCCAGGAGGCAGCCUCCCAGAUAGCACCGGGCAGCAGGAAAGCAAAGGAAAUGUGUUCGAGGAAGUCUCCAUGGGGAAGACAGUGAUGGAGAGGCUUUCGAGGGAUGUUCCUGUUAGUUCUUCAAUAGAUACUGCCCAGGAGAUGGAACAGCAACCUCAGAAGGCUCUGGAUGCUGAGGAUGAGGAUUCAAGUCCUGCCAGUCCCCAGACGCAAUCAGUCAUCCAGCAGUCAGCCCAGGACAAGGAUACCCCACAUCAAGGCACUGGGACAAAGAGGCCUCAUCCAGAUGAUGAGGAUGAAGAGGAACCUGAGUGUCCUUCCAGCUCCAGCAGCUACAAAGUGCCAUCUGAUGCCGGGAAGGUACUUCAUGUGUAUGGCCAUGAUUCUGGGCAGGAUCCAGGAACUUCUGCUGCGGGAUGUCCUGCAGCUGAUGAGUUUAAUGCAUCCCAAGGGAAGCCCUACACAUGUAGUGAAUGUGGGGAGGCCUUUGCAUGGAUCUUGAACCUUCUGGAGCAUCACAAGAGCCACAGCACUGAGACAUGCUAGGUGAGCCAGGACUGCCAGGAACCCUUCCUGUUCAGCUUGGCUGUGGUCAAGCACUACAAGAGUCACAUACAAAAAAUGAAAAGCCACACCCAGAGCCCCUGUCUGCCACAAACAAAGCUUGAGAGGAUUGACAGUUCCUAGUGUGGUGGUUUUCCCUAUACAACCUCAGGUGUAAGGAUGAGCAACUCUGCUGUGAGUAUCCUGUGGCAUGACAGUGAUCUUAAGCAUGAGUGAUCUUAAGGCUCAUGUGUGAUAGUGGCUUCCUGUGAUAUCUAUGGGCAUAUCUGUAUUUACUUUCUGGAUGCUAAUGUGCUGAAAGCAACUGGAAAUGGGCAUGACCACAAGAAGCCCUCAUCUUAGAAAUACACCUUAGGCUAUGUCCUAAGCCAUCAGCUGUGAGGAAAAACUCCUUUUCUGCAGUCUCUUAUUACCACACUCACUCUGGUCAUUUGACAUGGUACAAAGUGUUGAGUUGCCUUAAAGUAUUUGAUCUGUUAGCGCUUUCUUGAGCCCUCCUUGCCUCAGUUGCUUCUCCUUGAGCUCCCUGUUUGUUCACACAUAAUUCUUGCCAUCUGUUUGGCCUUUCUGUAAAUAUGUGAUGUCAGGUUUACUUCUGAAUCCUCAAGAACAAAAACUGUGAGUUCAAGCCACAUGUCUCUUCAUAUAUGGAGUCACUUACAGAGAUCACAAAAAAAUGCUGAUUUUGAACUCUGGGUUUCAGCCCAUUAGUGAAUUGUGAAAUCCAGUUAGUGGAUGGCCACUGGCAUUACAAAGCAAUGAAAUAGAAUAAAGUAGGUCAUAAUGCAUCAUGCAGUAAAGGCAAGUAUUGUUUUGUGAAACUUCUCAGCUGUGUUAUCUGAGACUUGGCUAUCAUGUUAAAUGUAUUUAUUGGGGGGUAAUGGUCAAAACAGGUUUAAAAAUACUAACAAAGGUUGAAGAAAUGAUCUGUAUCUGAGCUAAGAGAACCAAAUGGCCUACAUAGGUGAUCUUGUGGUUUUGCUUUAAUUUCAGAUUACAGCAUUGUUUCUGUUGCCUUACCAUAAAUUUAAUUGCCCUGCAGAUACAGAAAGGUGUCUCUUUCUGUCAAUGUUUGAAGAGGCAAUCUGUGUAACCCCAAAUCAGAGGCUUACCAUAAUAAAGUAUUUAUUUAUUCAUUCA